GUAGGGUUUAAACACCUCGCUUGAUAGGUGGAUGUUAGCUAAUGUUAGCUGGAAAGCUAACGGAAACCGGGUCAGGUAGCACGCUCGCUCGCUACAAAACAAUCAAGUUAUUUCUCUAUGGCGAUUGGUUUAAUAUCAGCUAAAACACUACGUUUAUAAUCAUAUUGUGUUGUUUCCUGCUGUGUUUUGUUCUUAUAAACGAAAAGUAAAAAUAAGCUUUCAGUUUAUGGACACAGUCAGGCCCGUCGGGCUCGUCAUCUUGUUUGAUGAUGUAAUAACUCGACAAGGAAAGCCUAUCUUGCUAGGAAGCUAACCACCGAUCUCGUCAUGGGCAUGAGGUCGAGACUAGAGGAGGAGUCGCCGCGGGUAAAUUGUAUUCGACUGGACCAUUUGUAGCUAGCUAGCUAGCUGUCUGGCUGGCUAACGUCAUGUUAAUCGAAAACUGUCAAUUAAAUCUCGAGUUGAAAUAGUUUUUAAAUUAAAAGAAUCAUAUUUCGUGUGCAUGCUUGCAAUCGAUCCAUCUUUUCGACUUGUUCGAUAAACCUAGUUGUCUUGCUAGCUACCAGGGUUAGCUGCCUAGCUAGCUAGCUAUCUACAUUUUCGAGAACACCCGGUUUGGAUUUGGACGUCGGCAUUGCUGGAUGUUUUUGAGCCAAGCGAAGGGGCCGUUUGUAGUCGGCGGGGAAGAUGGGGGACUUUUAUGACCCAGAGCAUCCGACAGAGUGUGUCAUCACCUCGGAGAGCACACUGCUCUGAGCUGGUUUGUUCCAGGCCAGCAGCGCCACCGGGCUGUGCUCAACAGCCCCGCCCCUAAAUGGAUGCGCUUGUGGAAACAGAGUGCAGGGAAGAGGGAGGUGAUGCAGUGGCCAAGAAUGAGAGCCUCUCCAAGCCUGUCCUGCUCAAAGGUCUGCCACCCAAAAGUGUGGGGUCCAGCCGCCUUCUACCCAAAGGCACCAAGUCAAAGGUGAAUUUGGAGGAGCAGGGCCGGCAGAAAGUCUCCUUCAGCUUCAGCCAGACCAAGAAACCUUUACAGAACCUUUUCCUGGCUCCCCUCAGCCCUGAAAAACCUCCAUGUGACCUCCAGUUCUCUGCUCCCCACCCCCCAACCUCACCUCCCCAGGACAGAGCCGGGCUGCCAGCAAGCAGCAGGAACGAACCAACCGAGCCACAGCCACCCACCCCUGCCACAGAGCCCCUGGCACCCCAGUCUGCAGUCCCCUCGCCCCCCAAAGCCAAGCUGGACCCAGGAAAGAUGCACUUUAAGAAGCAGAUCCUUAGUGUGUCUGCUAAUCUGGAACAGGUGACAGACAUAGCUAAUGCCUCGCCCGGGGAACCCUCUUAUUUAGAGCAGGAUGCUGUAGUUAAAUCAGUAGCCAGACCAGAAGCAGAGAACCCAGAGAACCCGACCCACCACGUCAUUGCCACUGAUUCCGCCCUUGAGGAGCCAGUCACAGGAGGAGUGCUUGAGGGAAGGCCAGACCUCUGUCUCAAGGGCCCUAUUGAUAAUUCCCAUAUUGGGAAAGAGGACAGGGACCGUCCGUGUGCAGCAGAGUCUGCUGAAACUUCAGAGAACAGGAAGAACCAGUCCCAGUCAGACAGUACUCUUCCUGGCUCGGAGUCUGAUGGCGACUCAGUGCGGACGUCUUCCAGCCACAAGUCAGGUGACCUCAAGAGCACAGCUAAGGUAGAUGGUCGGAGCAAGGACAUUAAGAGAAACUCCUCUGGUUCCAGAGGGGAGGAGUCUGAAAAGUCCUCCCAGGUAAGGUCUGAGAAGGAUGAAAGGUUCUCCAGUCAUAUGAAGUCAGAACGCGAGUCAAGACGCACAUCCUCACGGUCCUCUCGUUCAGACAAAGACCGGAGGAAGUCGAAGAGUCGGUCACGGUCACGGUCCCGUUCCCGAUCUAGAGGCUCCAGGACAAGUUCCUCCUACUCCAGAUCUGAGAGGUCAUUGAGGAACGAUAGACUAUCCAGGGCGGACAGGUCCCACUACCGCGACUCUGAUCGGAGGUCUCAUAGGAGCUCCCCGCAUCGAGAGAGGAGGUCAUCUCGCUCUCGAGGUGAGCGCAGGUCCCGUGAUAGCUCCGACUCAGAGGACGACCACCGAAGGAGUCGAACUCGGGCCAGCGACUCCAACCGGUCCUCUACUCACUCUAGCUCUUACAGGGAAUCCAAAUCAUCUUCAUCAUAUUCUAAAUCUGAAAAGGACUCCAAAUCCACAGAAUCCUCUCGCUCCUCUGAGCCAGAGAAAAGGACACAGUUAUAUUCAAGGUCCAAGAGAUACUCCACAAAGACUCUGGAGCCUGAGCCUAUCAGAAGGAGCUCUCCAGAAGUGGAAUCCAGUCACAGGAAGGAUUCGUCCUCAGUUUCAGUAGAGCCACAGGCUACAUCGCCCAAAAAAGUAGAUAAGUUGGAUUCUCAGCAAGUGUCACCCUCCAAGCCCUCACUCAAUCUGAUGGGAGUUGACAGACAAUCACAGGACAAGUUGAGCAGUCCAGAAAAAUUACAAACACAGUCAAACUCUGACAGACUGAGUCCUUGCAGAGACAGUGGGGAAAAAGUGGCAUCUCAGCUGGCUGACAGUAGCUUGAGUGAGGACAUGGACAGCAUUAAAACCAACCAGGCUGCUGUUGUAUCCAAUACUGAAAGAACUCAACACCUAACUGUGCCUGAAUCUUGCUCUACUGAUGACUCAGUGCCUCAAGGCUGUGAUCAGACUGACUCUUCCAAUGAAUUUGCCUGCAGUAGGGCUAAACAGGCGUCCAACUAUAGUUUGCGUUCCAAGUCUAAAUCCCAAAGCCUGGAAUCUUCAUCACCACAGAAACUGAUGCCCUCUGUUGGUCCAACACCCGAGUGCCAGCCUAGUCAGAGCCAAGGGUCAGACCUCCCUGACAAAUGCACCAGUUUGCCUGAUACUUCCUCCUCCUCUGAGACAUUCAGAGAAAGGCAGAAGAAAGGAGAGGACUGCACAGUAAGCAAAACCCUCUUGGAAGAUGUAGGAAAAAGGUUAGUGGUUGCCCAUUGUGAGGCUAAUAUUCCUUCACACACAUUAGCUCUCAAUCACCAAAUUUGUUCAAAAGACUAUAGCUCAAGUGGCCCUUUAGAGAAUACUGUUACUUUUAUAGGCUCAUCUGAAGGAUCGGGUGGAACAGAUGUGCUUCAGGUGCUCCAUAAUGAAGCACAGUCAAAGGCAGUGAGUUGUCAGAUGACUGAUAGCCUUGAGGUUAUAAAUGGCUUGUCUGCAAACAAGCAGGAGAUCCCAGGAGCAGUGGAUAUUGUUUCUGAAAACCCUCUUCCAGAGGUUACUCAAGACGGACUGUGUAUACAGCCUCAAAUCCAUAUAGCUAAAGACUCUUCAGAGGAGCAGACAUACACUGCAAACACCACCGCUAACUUCUCCAGCAUUGACGGGCUAGAACAGAAUCCCCUUCAAAUUAAGCAAAAUGCAAUUAUGUCAAAGUUAAAUGCAGCAGGUUCUGAGGAAAAAUUCCUAGGUGGAAAUGAGAACACUAAACCCAUGGAACUUAUACAGGCCAGCCAAAACAAGUCUAGUGUAAAAGUCACAGAGUGUAUGGGUGAAGGCCUGCAGCCCGAACAACUGAAUAAUGCUGAUCAGCAGAGGCCUGGGUUUUUGAAAACCAAAAAAAGCAAUGUGAAAAAAUCUCGCUGGGACAUUGUGGGACAGGACAACCCUGACUAUGAAAACUCUCUCAAGAUGCCCUGCCAUGAGAAUAAACCCGCUGUGAAAAAGGUCAUCUCUGUUAAGAGUAUAGAGUUCUCAAAAGAACCUAGUUCGGAGGAUGCAUGCCUCAAAAAGGAAUCCAGUCUCAAGCAGGAGAACCCUGCACCAGCUCAGCAUAACUCGACCAGGGAAACACAGAUGUUUUCCAAAAGGCUUGUUGUUGGUGUGAAAAAAGAGAAUGUGGGGACUCAAGGGGACAGUUCCCUGAGAUCUCUGGUAGAAACCAAACUACCAGAGACAUCAGAAAGUGCUCCACAGUCCCAACUAUGUGACACUAGCACUGGGGCAGAAGAUGUCAAACCUCACACUGAUGUGGAUUUUAAAUACCCUACAAAGUCAAAUCACUCCUCAUCCGGACUCCAAGAUGAUACAAGGAAGCAAGAGAGGAUGGGUGAGGGCGACCAACGGCAGGAUAGUACAUGGAGAAAAAAGCUGGGUAGCGGUAGUAAUGUGUCCUUGGACCAGGAUGUUGGGGGUCAUAGUGAAGAGAGCGAUACUGAGGAGUCAGAAUCCGACUCUGAUGAUAGUAGCGUCCCCAAGAAGCGACUCCAUUCUGUGGUUGUUGUGCCAAAAAAUUCUACCCUUACUCUGGAGACAAGGGCAAUUUUAGCUUCAUCCUCUAGCCACAGUGACAUCCCUGGGCAGGUGCCUGGGGAGUGGAAGGAGCGGAGCUGGAUGGAGCCCAGCAGCCAACAGGCUGACCGGAGUGAAAGUGUCAGCAGAGAGGUCCCUGAGAGAGGAUUUCCCAUCCCGCUUUCUGAAAGCAGCCAGCAUAGCCUUCAAGCUGGUGCGAACGUGAAGCCUCCCUUUGCCACCCCCCAAAGCACAGCCUAUCAGUCCCAAAGCAAUACGGUUGACAGUACCAGUCAGCUAGAGGCUGCUCGUGGACCCGGCCCCCAGCAUCAUGUGGAACAAAACCCCAACACCCACGUGAAACCAAAGACCACAGCAACACUGAGUCACACUGGUACCUUUCAUAAUCCAGAGGAUUCCUGGAUUGACGCACGGCACUGCGACGGGCCUGACAGUUGGCAUGGUCAGAAGAGGAUGCCCCGUUACCAGCAGGCAGACUUCUCAGGCUCUGAUGAAUUUGACAGCCAUGGUUGGGACUUCACACAGCCAGAGCAGCCCAGCAGCACAUACCAGCAACCAGACAGCAGCUUUGGGGUGCAGAAACCUUCCCAGUCAGCCAACCCCACCCAAUUGUGUGGUCAAGGCAGUAGUUACUGGACUCCACCCCCUGUGUCUGAAGGCUGCCGACCUGCUUACCUCCCUGUGCCUUCACACUAUCGUGAGCCUUUGGGGCAGGUACAACCUGACUCUUUGACGAAUGAUUGCGAUGAGGACAGUAGGGGGAGGGCAGGACCCCAUGGCAGAGCAGCAAUAGUGACCUCCGACCUUCCUCCAGCCUCCUCCUCUUUUGUCCAAGCCCAUGAGAUCAGCAGCAACUGCAGGGGCCUUGUGAGUGCUGCCUCAGAGAGCACAGCCAUACUCGACACCCCCAGGGGAGAGGACAGAGAAAGGCCUCAUCGGGGCAGGGGGCCGCCUAAGAAGAGGCGGCCAGAGCUGGAGUCAGACUCUGAGAAUGAGGCAGAGGUGGGGCUGUCCAGCAAGAGGGAGCGCUUGUCGGAGGAAGAUGGCUUAAGGACGUCAAAAGACCCUGGGGAGACCCCAACCCAAACCACCGCAGCAGAGCGGCCCCUACUCAGUCUGCAGGACUUCCAGGACCCUGUAACCUGGAAGGAGCUGGCAAAGGCCAAAAAGAUGCCACCUUACUUUGACCUCAUUGAAGAAAACCUGUACCUGACAGAGCGGAAGAAGAACAAGUCUCACCGGGACAUCAAGCGCAUGCAGUGUGAGUGUGCGGUGCUUUCGCGGGAGGAACGGGCCCGCGGGGCCACGGCCUGCGGGGAGGAUUGCCUCAACCGCCUGCUGAUGAUCGAGUGCUCGUCUCGAUGCCUGAACGGGGCAUACUGUUCCAACCGGCGCUUCCAGAUGAAGCAGCAUGCUGACUUUGAGGUCAUCUUGACAGAGAACAAGGGCUGGGGACUGAGGGCAGCCAAGGACCUGACACCGAACACCUUUGUGCUGGAGUACUGUGGGGAGGUGCUGGACCACAAAGAGUUCAAAGCCCGAGUGAAAGAGUAUGCCCGCAGCAAAAAUAUCCACUACUACUUCAUGGCUUUGAAGAACAAUGAGAUCAUUGACGCUACACUGAAGGGGAACUGCUCUCGCUUCAUGAACCACAGCUGUGAACCCAACUGCGAGACCCAGAAGUGGACAGUAAACGGUCAGCUUAGAGUGGGCUUCUUCACCACCAAGGCCGUCACAGCUGGUACAGAGCUCACGUUUGACUACCAAUUCCAGAGAUAUGGGAAAGAGGCGCAGAAGUGCCUGUGCGGGGCGCCCAGCUGCCGGGGCUUCCUGGGCGGGGAGAACCGGGUCAGCAUCCGUGCCGCAGGAGGGAAGAUGAAGAAAGAGCGCUCGCGGAAGAAGGACUCAGUGAGCGCGCUCACCACGGUGGAUGAAGAGCUGGAGGCGCUGCUGGAGAACGGAGAGGGUCUGUCCGAUGAGAAGCAGGUUGUCUCGCUGUGUCGGCUCAUGGUUCGAGUGGAGACCAUUGAGCAGAAACUCACCUGCCUCAAACUCAUCCAGAACACCCAGAAUCCAGCCUGCCUGAAGCAGUUCCUGGAUCACCACGGCCUCUCGCUGCUCUGGAUCUUCAUGGUGGAGCUGUCUGAGGCCAAGGGAAACAACAUCAAGCUGCAGCUAGAGAUCAUGAAGAGCUUGGCGGUUCUUCCCAUCUCGACCAAGAACAUGCUGGAGGAGAGCCGGGUCCUGCAGUUCAUCCAGCGUUGGGCCCAAAACCAGGCCCUCCCCCCACCUGCUGAGCAGGAUGGGUAUUCCAGCGAGAACACGUCCCGUGCACAGACGCCCCUGAAUACUCCUGACGGGCCCCCUGUGAAACCAGGCCAGGAGCUGGACGGUGACACGCCCAAACGGGCAGUCUACCGCCGCCUGAAGAUCAUCAGCGAGAACAGCCUGGACAGCGCGCUCUCCGACGCCAGCAAGGCCUCCGACGGGAAGGAGGAUGAGGAGGAAGAGGAGGAGGAGGAGGAGGAAGAGGAUGACUCCUCUCAGGCCGAGCCUGCCGAGAGCUGUCAGGCAGAACCUGAGCCAGUGGCGGAAGAGCCUGCAGAGGCGGUGGAGAAGCAGGAGCCAGCAGAGCCUAUGGAGGGCGUCAGAGAGGCCGAAACGGAGACCAAGGAGGCUGCAGAGGGGGAACAGGAGCAGGAGGGGGAGAGGACAGAGGGGCAGGAAGCAGAAGUACCCCUCAGCCAGGCAGGGGGGGAGCAGGACACUGAAAAGAAUGAGACAGAGAGGGAGACGGAGGAGGAGACCGGGGUGGUGCUGGCUGUAGCCGCGGGGUCAGAGGCAAACAGUCCUGUAUCUCAAACAGAGCAGCCGAGUCAGACCACCCCAGGGGAGGAGCCUCCCAGAGUGGAGGAGACCAAGGCGGAGGAGGCCGUGGGUGUAGAGGAAGCUGUGGACGCUUCCGCGGGUGUAGAGCAGGGUGUGGAGGGGGCCGCUGGGGCGGAGGAGAGCGCAGCUGUAGAGGAGACCCCCUGUGUCCAGGAGCCACCCGCGCCAGUGGAGAUGGGCGUGUGCGAGUCAGGAGGGGAGGCGGCCGCCGCGGGGAACAGCGUCACCACGGCAGAGCCCGUUGCCGUAGGGACGCCAUCGCAGGACGAGGAGGAGGGCGUGUCGGACGUGGAGAGCGAGAGAAGCCAGGAGCCGCCGCUCCGAGCCGCCGACAUCGCCGACAUGGCCGCACGACUGCUGGACAGCUGGAAGGACCUGAAGGAGGUGUACAGGAUUCCCAAGAAGAGCCAGGUGGAGAAGGAGCCCAAUGAGCGCAGCCGGGACCGAGACGCCCCCAUGACCCCUCGCACGCCCUCGGGCAGCCGCGAGCGAGAGAGGGAGAAGGACCGCGACCGCGACAGGGACCGGGACCGCGACUGCGAGAGAGACCGGGACCGCGAUCGAGACCGCACCCGCGAGCGGGACCGGGACCGCGACGCGGAGAGGACGCCCCGCAGCGUGGAGCGCCGGAGACGCCGCGCGUCCCUGUCCCCCCCUCCGUCCGCAUACGACAGGAGCAGCCGGCGCGGCGACGACCGCUACGAUCACCCCAACAGCAGCAAAAAGAAGGGGCGGACGAAGGAGCGCAACAAGCUGACGACCGAGGAGCGGCGGAAGCUGUUCGAGCAGGAGGUGGCGCAGCGGGAGGCGCAGAAGCAGCAGCAGCUGCAGACCAUGGCCUACGACGCCCUGGGCUACUCCUCCAGCCCCCACGGCUUCCUGGGCUACCCGCCCGGCUACCCCAUCCAGACCUACGUGGACCCCAGCAACCCCAACGCCGGCAAGGUGCUGCUGCCCACCCCCUCGGUGGAGCCGCUGUGCGCGGCGGGGGCCGCCGCCGCCGCCCUCCCCUAUGAGCCGGCCGCCGCCCCCACGCAGCCCCUGAUCCCCGACCUGGGCCUGGCCUCGCCCUCGCCCACCUCACAGGCCCCGGCCGUCUCCAGCAUGCAGCACGCCGCCGCGCCGCUGGAGAUGCCGCCGCAGUACGUGCAGCCGGGCGUGGCGGCGCAGGACCCCGCCGUGGCCGUCCUGCCGGUGCCCGCGCAGUCGGCCGGCGUGCAGGUGCAGGGCCAGCAGGGCUACGCCUCGCUGUGGGACCCGGGCAUGCAGCAGGCCCUCGCGGUGCAGCCGCCGCCCGCCCAGCAGUACCCCGCCGCCCCCGCCGCCCAGCCCCAAACCGCCAUCUACUACCCAGGCCAGCCGUGCCAGACCGUCUACAGCAUCCCCGCUGCCUACCCUCAGACCAACACACCUGUCAUUCAGCAGACCUACACAGAGCCUUCGGCGGGAUACCUGCAGGGACAGCAGGUUUUCACAGGCCACCAGCAGGGGGUGGUGCUGCAGCAGGCAGGCACCGUCACCACCAUCGUCACAGCGCAGACUGUUCAGCAGGAGAUGAUGGUCCCUAACAGUUUAAUGGACCUGCCCCCACCCUCACCUCCCAAACCCAAAACCAUCGUCUUGCCACCCAGCUGGAAGGUGGCGCGGGACCCAGAAGGCAAGAUCUACUACUACCACGUCAUCACCAGGCAAACACAGUGGGAUCCUCCAUGCUGGGAAGGAAGCGGCGUAGAGCCUGACAAUGCCAGCGUAGACCAUGAGGCCGAGAUGGACCUUGGGACACCAACCUACGAUGAAAACCCCUCCAAGUUCUCCACCAAGACGGCAGAGGCAGACACUUCCAGUGAGCUGGCCAAGAAGAGCAAGGAGGUGUUCCGCAAGGAGAUGUCGCAGUUCAUCGUGCAGUGCCUGAACCCGUACCGCAAACCGGACUGCAAGCUGGGACGCAUCAGCAACACGGAGGACUUCAAACACCUGGCAAGAAAGCUGACCCAUGGUGUGAUGAACAAGGAGCUCAAGUCCUGCAAGAACCCAGAGGACCUGGAGUGCAACGAGAACGUCAAGCACAAGACCAAGGAGUACAUCAAGAAGUACAUGCAGAAGUUCGGCCCCAUAUACAGACCCAAGGAGGACACGGAGGUGGACUGAGCCUGGCGGCGGCGCGGAACACGCCCCCGUCGCCCACGCCGAACGGACACACACUCGCGUAGACUUCACCUUCACACGGUCACAUGACCCCGUCUCAGUCCUUACCAGGGUCAGAUGCUGUAACAUCAACCCCCUGGAGUGUGACAGCAAGAAUGGUGCAGGGCGGGG
Megalops cyprinoides (Indo-Pacific tarpon) is the source of this 9538-nucleotide messenger RNA. RefSeq names its product SET domain containing 2, histone lysine methyltransferase (gene setd2). Gene Ontology annotation, cellular component: nucleus; chromosome. The record is from RefSeq and is a predicted model, not a curated record. NCBI's taxonomy places the organism in Eukaryota, Metazoa, Chordata, Actinopteri, Elopiformes, Megalopidae. Gene Ontology annotation, molecular function: histone H3K36 methyltransferase activity; protein binding. Gene Ontology annotation, biological process: regulation of DNA-templated transcription. The transcript is spliced from 22 exons. Bases 815 to 9370 code for a protein of 2851 amino acids.